Cajanus cajan (pigeon pea) is the source of this 1376-nucleotide messenger RNA. RefSeq names its product 2-methylene-furan-3-one reductase. The record is from RefSeq and is a predicted model, not a curated record. Gene Ontology annotation, molecular function: oxidoreductase activity, acting on the CH-CH group of donors, NAD or NADP as acceptor; zinc ion binding. NCBI's taxonomy places the organism in Eukaryota, Viridiplantae, Streptophyta, Magnoliopsida, Fabales, Fabaceae.
UAUAAAUUUCACAUUUCUCUUCUCUCUAUAUAAAUAAACAUUUGUUGUAAACAUCACAAUAUUCUCACCAGAUCCUAAGAUAAUGGCAAGCAUUUCUAGCAUUCCAUCACACAUAAAAGCUUGGGUUUAUUCUGAAUAUGGGAACAUAGAAGAGAUUCUGAAAUUUGAUCCUAACGUAGCUAUACCAGACAUCAAGGAAGAUCAGGUGCUCAUCAAGGUUGUGGCUGCAGCCCUUAAUCCUGUAGAUUACAAAAGAGCUUUUGGCUAUUUCAAGGACAUUGGCUCUCCCUUACCUACUGUUCCGGGGUACGACGUUGCUGGUGUGGUGGUGAAAGUGGGAAGUGAAGUGAGGAAAUUCAAGGUUGGGGAUGAAGUUUAUGGUGAUGUCAAUGAGCAUGCAUUGAAUGGUGCAAAGAGCAUUGGAACUUUGGCAGAGUAUACUGCUGCAGAAGAGAAAGUAUUGGCUCACAAACCCUCCAAUUUGAGCUUUAUUGAAGCUGCUGCCAUUCCUUUAGCCAUCAUCACUGCAUAUCAAGGACUUGAAAGAGUGGACUUUUCUGCUGGCAAAUCUAUUCUUGUUCUAGGUGGCGCUGGAGGAGUUGGAACUUUUAUUAUUCAGCUGGCCAAGCACGUUUUUGGGGCAUCUAAGGUUGCAGCAACAGCUAGUACUGCUAAACUGGAUUUGUUAAGGAACUUGGGAGCAGACCUUCCUAUUGAUUACACAAAGCAGAAUUUUGAAGAACUGACAGAAAAGUUUGAUGUAGUGUACGACACAGUAGGAGAGAGUGAGAAGGCACUGAAAGCUAUAAAAGAAGGAGGCAAAGUUGUGGCAAUAGUGCCACCUGCAACUGCUCCAGCUAUCCUCUUCAUACUCACUUCAGAUGGUGCUGUGUUGGAGAAACUACAACCUUACUUAGAGAGUGGGAAGGUGAAGGCAGUUUUGGACCCUAAGAGUCCCUUUCCAUUUUCUCAGACUGUGGAGGCAUUUGCACACUUGAAGACUAAUAGAGCUAUUGGGAAAGUUGUCAUAAACUCCAUCCCAUAAACACAUCAAUUUCUGCUUUGAGAUCUGCUGUGUAUACCCAAUAUAUGAGUGAUGAUGAAUAGAGAACACAGUAAUUUGGAUGUGUAAGUUGAUGAUAAAAGUCUAUUUUAAUACAAGUUUAGAAGGAUUUUUAGAAUUUUUCUUUCGAAAAAUACUCAUUAUUUUCGAUUGAAAAUUUUUUAAAAAUGUUUCUAACUUAUAUUUAAGGGACUCUAAAUCUUUUAGAAUUGCAGUUCUGAUAGUUCAUAGUUUGGUUGUGUUUUGGUUGCCAAAGAAAUAAUACAUAUGGCUGUGGAGGGGCAUGACUUCUCUGCUCCAUUUGAAGUUUGAA